Coregonus clupeaformis (lake whitefish) is the source of this 4497-nucleotide messenger RNA. Its product is annotated as polycystic kidney disease protein 1-like 2. The coding region runs from base 63 to 3956 and encodes 1297 amino acids. NCBI's taxonomy places the organism in Eukaryota, Metazoa, Chordata, Actinopteri, Salmoniformes, Salmonidae. The record is from RefSeq and is a predicted model, not a curated record. Gene Ontology annotation, cellular component: membrane. Gene Ontology annotation, biological process: detection of mechanical stimulus. Gene Ontology annotation, molecular function: calcium ion binding; protein binding; calcium channel activity. The transcript is spliced from 21 exons.
CGAGACUUGAAGGAGGGCAGGUGAACAGCACAAUCCUUGACCUGGGAAACUACAGCACACUGAUGAUUGUCGUCCCUUCACCGGACGUAACACUGGUGCUAAAGAUGGAGCCCUCAGAGGAAAUACCAUUUGUACUGUUGCUGGGGUAUAAAGACUACCCAAAGGACAAGCAAUAUAUAGCCAAGACUCAGAUGCCUCACCAAGGCAAUUCACAAGAGAGAUACACCUGGGUCCUGGGUCCCAAUGAUUUGACAGGAAAGGUUGGGGUGCACUACCUUGUGGUGAGGCCCAUUGUAGAAGCAGGGGUUAAAUCUGUCAAUGCCACUGUGACUGUCACCUCCAUUGCUGCUCAGUGCAAAUAUUGGAAUGAAACCAAAUCCACCUGGAGUGAAGAUGGCUGCAGGGUUGGUCCUUUAACCACGCCAUUGGUCACUCAGUGCUUAUGUAACCAUUUGACCUUCUUCGGGAGCGCUUUCUUCGUCAUGCCUAACCUUGUGGAUGUGUCCCGUACUGCUGAGCUCUUCGCCACCUUCUCAGACAACCCUGUGGUGGUGUGCUUUGUUGGAGCCAUCUUCGUUGCUUAUCUCUUGGUGGUCGUGUGGGCACGCAAAAAGGACAUCCAGGACAUAGCCAAGGUGAAGGUGACAGUGCUGGAAGAUAAUGACCCCUUGGCUGAAUACCGUUACAUGCUGAAUAUCAGCACUGGGCAUCGGCGUGGUGCGUCCACCUCCUCUCAGGUUACUGUGACUCUGCUGGGCACGGAGGGAGAGAGUGAGCCACACCACCUCACUGACCCUGACAAGCCUGUGUUUGAGAGGGGUGCAGUGGAUACGUUCCUGUUGACCACACCCUUCUCCCUGGGGGAGCUGCAGAGCAUCAGGCUGUGGCACGACAACUCAGGGGGGCACCCUGCCUGGUAUAUAAACAAAGUGAUGGUGCAGGAUCUAGAAACUGGACAGAAGCGGCACUUCCUGUGUAACUCAUGGCUGGCCAUAGAUAUGGGCGAGUGCAUCCUUGAUAACGUCUUCCCUGUUGCCUCGGACAUAGAAUUGAAGAAAUUCAGUAAUCUGUUUUUCAUGAAAACGGCAAAGGAUUUCCGUGAUGGCCACAUCUGGUUUUCUGUGAUCAGCCGGCCUCCAACGAGCACCUUCACAUGUGUCCAGCGAGUCUCCUGCUGUUUCUCUCUGCUGCUCUGCACCAUGCUGACCAGCAUCAUGUUCUGGGGCAUCCCUACCGACCCCUCUGAGCAGACCAUGGACCUGGGUCAUAUCGAGUUCACAUGGCAGCAGGUGAUGAUUGGAAUUCAGAGUUCAAUCAUAAUGUUUCCAAUUAAUCUCCUCAUUGUGAGUAUCUUCAGAAACACUCGCCCCCGAGAGACGAAGCCUGGAAAGCCCAAGGCAGAGGGGUCCAAGCAGGGGAAGACUGGCAGAGUGUCUCCCUCACAGCCCCCCUCCCCACAGAGGGAGAGAGACCUCACACCAGACACUGUCAUCAAGGACAUAAAGAAGCUUGCUCAGUCACUCUCCAAGGCUAUGAAGAGCCCCAUUCCACGCCUGGAGUUAGAGAUGAAGCCUGGACAACAGACUGAUAUCAACACUCUGCUCUCUCUGGUGGAGGACAUCAUCCGGAAGCAGAACCGAGCCGGUGGGGAGUUCUACACUGAUGCCUCCAAGAAAGAGGGGGCGCUCAUUCUCUCACUAGGAGUAGCUAAUCUGCAAGAGACCAGCCUGUGUGGGAGCCCUGAGAAGACUGGGGAUGGGAGCCAGAAAAGGAGCAACAACAGCCAGUAUCUGUACAGGCAGCUACGUCAUGUAGAGAAGGAGCUGAGCCUACUGGGACCCUCUCGCUUCCCCAACCCAGACAGCUACUGCCGGGCAGUGCAGCAGGUCCAGGGCAUGAAGGGACUGCUAGAGUCUUCCAGCCUUGGAGGGGACCAGCUGGCUCGAAGCCCCAGCCCAGCAGAGAGCAGUGAGGGAGACAGCAGCAGUAAGAAGCAGGGCGGGCUUCCCUGGUGGUUUGUGUUUAUUGGCUGGAUACUGGUGUUAGCCACCAGCGGAGUAUCAGGAUACUUCACCAUGAUGUAUGGGCUGACCUAUGGGAAGGACCGCUCUAUAAGCUGGCUCAUCUCCAUGGUUGUGUCUUUCUUUGAGAGCCUCUUCAUCACUCAGCCGCUGAAGGUGCUAGGUUUUGCAGCCUUCUUUGCUCUCGUUCUGAAGAAAGUUGAUCAGGAGGAGUAUGGGGAUCCAAAGUUUGAGGGGGAGCUCCGAAACCCAGAUGACCCUGAUGCAGUGCGGGCUGUCAGGAGGGAUAGCACAUGCAGCUUCUACCAGCCCCCUCCUCCCACAGACAUCGACAGGAUGAGGAACAACAUGAUCAAGGAGCAGAAGGUCUUCGCCCUCAUCAAAGAGAUUCUCACCUACAUGGGGUUCAUGUGGAUGUUGCUCCUGGUGGCGUAUGGUCAGAGGGACCCUAACGCUUACUUCCUGACUCAGCACAUUCGGCAGAGCUUCAGCCAAGGGAUCUCAGACAGCAUGAGCCACGGAAAUGUGUUCACCUGGGCAAAUACCUCUCUUCUCAGCAACCUCUUCGGAGAGAACCCAGGUUUCAUCACAGAUGGGAACUCCAAACUGGUUGGUAAUGCCCGUCUUCGCCAGGUGAGGGUGCAGAAGAACUCCUGCCGCAUCGCCCGCUCCAUGCGCCAGUCUGUUCCUGACUGUCAUGCUCCAUACUCAUGGGAGGUGGAGGACAUGGGCUCCUAUGGGCCAGGCUGGAACCGCUCGGGGAGUGAAAACACCUCAAAGACCCUCCGCAGCCCCUGGCAAUACCAAACCCAGGCCCGACUCAGAGCCCAACCUAUCUGGGGUAGUGUGGUUCUCUACCGGGGAGGGGGGUUUGUGGUGGACCUGGGCCCUGACUCACAGAACGCUAGCAGUACCCUUCAGUAUCUGUUUGACAACACCUGGCUUGAUAUGUUCACCCGGGCAGUCUUUGUAGAGUUCACCGUGUACAAUGCCAAUGUCAACCUCUUCUGCAUUGUCACACUCAUGCUGGAGACCACAGCUGUAGGAGCGUUCCAGUUUCGCAGUGAGCUGCAGAGUGUCCGACUGUACCAGUCCACCGGUGGACUCCACAUCUUUGUCAUGGCCUCUGAGGUCAUCUAUUUCCUCUUUAUCCUCUACUACAUGUUUGUUCAGGGAAAGCUGAUGAAGCAGCAGAAGUGGGCUUACUUCAAGACAAAGUGGAACCUGCUGGAGCUUGCCAUCAUCCUCCUGAGCUGGAGCGCAUUGUCUGUCUUCAUCAAGAGGACCCUGUUAGGGAACCGGGACAUGGAGUACUACCACAACCAUAAAGACCAGUUUGCCAGUUUCCAUGAAACAGCCAUAGCAGAUGCAGUGCUGGGGUAUCUGAUCGCAUUCCUGGUGCUACUGGCUACAGUCAAACUGUGGCAUCUGCUGAGGCUCAACCCCAAGCUACACAUGAUCACAGCCACACUGCAACGGGCCUGGACAGACAUAUCAGGCUUCCUCGUGGUCAUCACCAUUAUGUUCCUGGCCUAUUCUAUUGCUUCUAAUCUGAUGUAUGGCUGGAAGCUGUACUCAUAUAGGACUCUCCUGGAUUCUGCUCUAGCCAUGGUCAGCUUGCAACUGGGCAUCUUCAACUAUGACGAGGUUCUUGAUUACAACCCGGUGCUUGGUGCGUUCCUCAUCGGCUCCUGCAUUAUAUUCAUGACCUUUGUGGUUCUGAACCUGUUCAUCUCUGUCAUCCUGGUGGCGUUCACUCAAGAGCAAAUGCAUCACAAGCCCUCAGAGGAGGAGGAGAUAGUGGAUCUGAUGCUGAUGAAGCUCUGCAACUUGUUUGGAAUCAAAAUUAAGAAGAAGGAAGACAGUGACAGCCCCAAGGAGAAUGGCAUGACUGCCUCAGCAACUAACAAAGGAUUCUUCACUAUAUCCUCAUAGAUGAUUACUUCUAAGUACUGGUGUACCACUCUGUAUGUAUUCAUAGGGAGCUGUCAUUUUCUGUUCUGUUGCUUCAUAGGAGCGGUGAUGCAUUUUGUUGACUUGUUGCCUCUAGCCGUUUAAUUAUCUAAUAUAUCAUGCAUGAAUGAGGCUAUUUGUGCCGUUUUGUGAUCUAAUGCAAAGCUUUAAAAAUAUGUUAAGAGGAAAUAACAGCUCCUUCUUUUCCCUCACACUUUUCUGUCACAAAUACACACAUGUAUGGUUACUAUGGUAAUGUGAGGAGUAGACAACACUGAGGAGUAGAGCAGGAUAAAAAUAUAAUUCAAAUGUUGUUGUAUUCAUGUUUGUUGUGAAAUUAAUAGCAAACUAGUAUUUUGUCAACAUUAACCAAAUGAGCUACAUAAGAAUGAAAAAUGAUUAGACUUAUGUGGAGUAGAUAACCAAAUAGCCAAUUCCCUUCACUCUUUUAAUACAUAAAGAAAAUGCGAGGGUCUUCUUCAUAAAAAAAAAAAGAUAAAUAGUGUCCGACAGGUGGGAAGAA